This is a messenger RNA of Penicillium canariense, 1047 nucleotides long. RefSeq names its product acyl-CoA thioesterase. The record is from RefSeq and is a predicted model, not a curated record. The coding region runs from base 1 to 1047 and encodes 348 amino acids. The transcript is spliced from 2 exons. NCBI's taxonomy places the organism in Eukaryota, Fungi, Ascomycota, Eurotiomycetes, Eurotiales, Aspergillaceae.
AUGUCCACCGUUCUCUCUACACUCCAAGUUGAGAGCGUGCGCGACCUACUGUCAGGCGCAGGCUCACUGGUAUCGUGGAGAACCCUGGCCUUGAUUCUGGCUGUCGUCAACCUGAAGAAUCUCCCAUUCGUUUGGCAUUUCCGUCUUCUGUACCACUUUGUGGCCAAUCUGCGCCUGAAGCCCAGUGCCCCCUUCUUUCCCAAGGGGAGGGCUAUUGUGGAUGCACAGGGCAAACCCACCCAUCCGGUCUUUGUGUCAUGUGGGAUCACGUCUCGGACUCCGUUGCUGGAGACCGAUUAUAACCUGCACAAGUCCAACAGCACAUACUUCACGGACUUGGAUGUGUCGCGUACGGCACUCGUGAGCAGGCUGUAUAGCCCUGGAGUUGGUCUUGUGAGCAAGGAGCUGGACAAGGAGUUCCUGGAAGCGAGUCAGAAGGAGGAUAAGCGCAAGCCAAAGCGCAAGCCGAUUCUUAUCGUGCUUGGAUCUGUAUAUUGCAGCUUCAAACGCGAGAUCAAGCCCUUCGAGCUGUAUGAGGUGCACUCCAAGGUGAUCUCCUGGGAUAAGAAGUGGUUGUAUAUCCUGUCCUGUUUCAUGCGCCCCGCCCGCCGACCUGGUGGUGAAAAGACGCUCCUGGCUACAGCCCUGAGCAAGUAUGUUGUGAAGAAGGGCCGACUGACCGUAGCGCCGGAGCGGAUCCUGCGUUUGGGUGGUUUCCUGCCCACGCCGCCGAUAGAAAGCCAGACUGCAAGCGCACCGGCAGACUCGUCUACAGAAGUCUCGGCGAUUGGUACCCCCGCCAGCGGCGAGGGCAUCACUGCUACUGGAGGUGUGGACGGUUCCCUUGUGCGAGAGGUUCUGAAGAUGAACGACGAUCAGAUCCCUAGUCGGGAGGUCCUUGAGGGGCAAAAGAAGGCGAACACGGACUCAUGGAGCUCCGAAGAAUGGACGUGGGAGCGUAUCGAGCAGGAGCGAUUGCGGGGAUUGGCUGUGGUCGAGGGGUAUAUCAAUUUGGAUGAGAAGUUGAGUAGGGAGUGGGCACAAUGA